This is a messenger RNA of Paramormyrops kingsleyae, 7345 nucleotides long. Its product is annotated as programmed cell death 6-interacting protein-like. Lineage: Eukaryota; Metazoa; Chordata; Actinopteri; Osteoglossiformes; Mormyridae. Gene Ontology annotation, cellular component: endosome. Gene Ontology annotation, molecular function: protein binding. The record is from RefSeq and is a predicted model, not a curated record. Gene Ontology annotation, biological process: mitotic cytokinesis.
UUCUAAAUAUGGGAUACAUAAUGGAUAUUUUUUUAUUCGAAAUAUGUACAUACAUGUUGUUAUACUGAUGACUUGUUUAAUGUCUAGGACGAGAAGAGUUGGGGAGGCUAUUGAAUGUAGAUUAAUUAGAUGCGCCUAAUAUCAAUUUUGCUGCAUAAACGUGAUGUCGAAGCGAAUUCGGCGCUGGCCCUUUAAGGCCAGCUGAGUGCAAACUUGUGGCUGCAGAAGUUUCACAAUUUCAGCGAGGGACACCGCCCUUGUACCUUCGGACGAGGUACCUGACAGCAAACUCCGAAAACGAGCUUUCUCUUUUCCGCAGGCAGCAGCCCAGCCAGCGUCCAUGGCGGCCUUCAUCUCGGUGCCCCUGAAGAAGUCGUCCGAGGUUGAUCUAGUGAAGCCCUUGUCCAAGUACAUCGCACACACGUACGCGCCGGGCGAGGAGCGGACGCAGCACCUCCGAGCCGUGGAGGAGUUGGACGGGCUCCGGAGCAGCGCAGUCUGCCGGCAGCUGGACAAGCGGGAGGGCUCGCUGGAAGUGCUCCACAGGUACUACGAUCAGCUGUGCGCCAUUGAGCCAAAGUUUCCUUUCUCUGAAAACCAGCUCUGCCUGACAUUUGCUUGGAAAGAUGCCUUUGAUAAAGGGUCGUUAUUUAGCAGCUCUGCUAAGCUGGCCUUGCCCAGCCUGGGCUAUGAGAAGACUUGUGUGAUGUUCAACAUUGGGGCGCUGGCUAGUCAGAUCGCCACCGAGCAGCGCCUGGACUCUGACGAAGGCCUGAAGACUGCCGCCAAGUUCUACCAGCUGGCCGCCGGUGCUUUCGCCCACAUCAAGGACACUGUUCUGUCCUCGCUGAACUGCGAGCCCACAGUGGACAUUUCCCCGGACAGUGCCAGUGCGCUCAGCCAGAUCAUGUUGGCCCAGGCACAGGAGGUCUUCGUCCUCAAGGCCACCUUAGAUAAGAUGAAAGACGCCAUCAUUGCCAAGCUGGCCACUCAGGCUGCGGACUUCUAUGCAGAUGCCUCCAAGCAUUCCCAGUACAAAGACGGUCUGAUGAAGUAUUUCUACUUCCAGGAAGUUCUACCGGUGCUAGCGGCCAAACAGUACGUAAUGCAGGCCACGGCUCAGUACCGGCAGGCCUCGGUAGCCAAACAGCAAAAGAAGUUUGGGGAGGAGAUUGCCAGGCUGCAACAUGCAACAGAGCUGCUGAAAACAGUCGCGUCUCGCUAUGACGAGUAUGUCAACGUGCGGGAGCUGUCAGACAAGACUGCCCGUGCCCUCACUCCAGCCAAGAAGGACAACGACUUCAUCUAUCACGAACGAGUGCCUGAGGUUCGGGACCUGGAACGUAUCGGAAAGGCCGCCAUGGUGAAGCCCUCCGCCGUCCAGGUGCCUCUUAGUCAGAAGUUCAGUGACCUGUUUGAGAAGAUGGUGCCAAUGGAGGUGCAGCAGGCCCUGGCGGCUUCUAACCAGAGGAGGGCUGCUCUGGUCAACCAGGUGGUGGGCACCAUGCGGGAGUCUACGGGCCUGCUCAACGGAAUCCUGGCCUCCCUCAACCUCCCCGCUGCCCUGGAGGACUUGUCAGGGAAUUCCGUGCCCCAGUCCAUCCUGGAGAAGUCCGGUGCCGUCAUCCAGCGGGGGGGGAUACAGAGCAUCGAGAAGCUCAUCAAGGACGUGCCCGAGCUGGUGCAGAGGAACCGAGAAAUUUUGGACGAGUCACUGAAAAUGCUGGAUAACGAAGAAACGACGGACAAUGAGCUCAGAGCCAAGUUUGGCCAGAGAUGGCAACGGUUGCCCUCAAGUGACCUUUACAAGUCUCUUAGAACAGAGGGGGCAAAUUUCCGUGGUGCCCUGGACAAGGCGGUGGAUGCGGACCGGGUCGUACGAGAUCGAUAUAAUGCCCACUGCGAGGCUAUCGCCCUGCUCUGCAAGCCAGAGGCAGAGCUCACUGCUUCCAUACCCUCUGCCAACCCGGUUCAUAGCCUGCAGGGAAGUGAGGUUGUUGGAGUCCUUCGGACACAGCUGGCCCAGUUAGAUCAGGUGAAGACGGAACGUCAGCAGCUGGAGAAUGAUAUCAAGUCUGUGCACUUCGACAUGACCAGCAAGUUCCUCGGCGCCCUGGCCCGAGAUGGCACCAUCGACGAGGAGCCCCUGUCCGUCACCGAGCUGGACAAUGCUUAUGGCAGCUACACCCAUAAAAUGCAGCAGGGCCUGAAGACCCAGGAGGAGGUGCUGGCCAAAGUGCAGGUGUCCCACCAGGAGUUCUCUGCCUUGAAGCAGUCCAACCAGCAGGCCCAGCAGAGGGAAGAGGUCCUGAAGAAGCUGGCCUCAGCCCAUGACACCUACAUGGAGAUCUCCAACAAUCUUCAGGAGGGUACCAAGUUCUACAACGGUUUAACCGAGAUGCUGGUGAAGUUCCAGAACAAGUGCAGCGACAUUGUGUUUGCACGCAAAACAGAGCGCGACGAGCACCUUAAGGACCUCCAGCAGAGCAUCGCCCACGAGUCCAGUGCUCCUGCCCUCUCUAGCAUUUCAACACCUCAGUCUACCUCCAGCACAGCAGCAUCCACCAUGUCCGCUACCCCCACCCCAGCUCCCCGGACCAUGUUCGCCAAAGCACAACCUCCAGCACGUCCUCCACCUCCAAGUUUCUCCAAAGCACCCAUCACUGUGACAACCACCUCUGCAGAGUCCACCUCCGUCCCUGCCGUCCCCACAUUCCCUGCCGUCCCCACAUUCCCUGCCGUCCCCACAUUCCCUGCCGUCCCUGCUGUCCCUACCCCCACCGGUACCUCCAGUGCCACCCUACCAGCAGCGAGCACCACGCCAGCCCUGGCCCAGGCUCAGGGGCCUCCUUACCCCACAUACCAGGGUUUCCCUGGGUUCUACCCAAUGCCCAUGUCCUACAAUCCCUACAGCUUUGGGCAGUUCACCAUGCCCUACAUGCCCUUCCAGGCGGUGGGUCAGCAGGGCUUCCCCGGCUCUGCUACCCCCUCACAGCAGCAGCAGCAACCGCAAGGCAACACCCAGCCGCAACAACCUCACUACCCUUAGGGGGCGCCAUAAUCUCAGCUUCAAGCGUUCUUAGAUCACUCUUCACUUCUGGUCCUGGGAGGAGCUUAGUCCUGCAGAUUCCCCAGCCCUGACUGAGACUGGAGAGCUGGAGCUUAAAUGGUUUGUGAUGAAAACGUGGAUAGAAUCAAGCAGUUCAUUGCUGGCAGGAGUUAAAGAUCUUCUCAGUUUAUGCUUCCCAGGACCAGAACUGAAUGUCCCUCCUCUAAGUGCCCCCCCCCCCCCCACUCCUCUCCUGACGAUUUUGAAUGUUCUAGUUGACACUGCACGCCCCAAAUAAAGGACUACAUCUAGUACAUAUGGAUUAUCUACAUGCCUGAUGACAGGCUGUGCCUCAGCGGCCGCCCGAUCCCUCUCGCUCUCUCUAUAUGUAACGAUGGUUAUAAACACUCAUGCCUGCUGUUAAAAAUACUGAAGAUGUUCUGUGCAUAUAAACUUUAGGGCAUCAGACCCUACACACAGCAAUACUGCUGUCCUGCACUGAGCUACAGUACUAUAUAGACUGGAUAUAUAUUUACAGUAAAUGUUUUGGGGAUACAGCUGUGGAAAUAUAAGAAGUAAAUUAUAUAUAUACAUGUAUGUAAAACAGGGAAACUGUUUAAAUAUAUUAUGUUUAUUCCUCCAUUUUCUGUUACACUCAAUGACAACGCUUCGUGGAAUGUUGCAAGAAUGUUGUAUCAUUACUUUUACUUGUACUCAAGCAAUCAUAAUGUGAGCUUUUUGCUUCUGGGUCAGUGUUAGUAGCUUAAGCCGGGUGUUCGUUAUUAAUUGAGGAGGAGAGUGUGAAAUAGGUUCACAUUUUGACCUGCAUAAUUAGGCUUAACUCGGGUCCUGGCGAUUCACGGUGGGGAAUUCGGCGUUCCUGAGGUGUGGCUUUGCCACGCGUGUCUCGAUAGCACGGAAUCGCGAAUGUGACUUCAGAGUUCCGUGAGCUCCCAGCACUUCUCAACCGUGUUACAGCCACUCUUAUAACAUGCUAAUUAAGCACAUAGCCUGUGGUGGUGGCUGAGUAAGAUAUCAUGUUUGCUGAAAGGUGCUGCGAGCAUGUUGGUCCCUGAAGGAAGCGUGUCUUUCUGCACUGCUGCGUUCCUGUCUGAGGAAUGGGCCUGUUCUGUAUUCUGAAAGCAAGCAGCGGAACAGCACGACGGGCAAAAGCGGAUCAGGUGUGCGCAGUCUUACAGCCUUAGAUCCGGAAACAACUGGGGGGUGUUCCUCGCGUAUGCCCACAGAGCCCGCAAUGCCCACGCUUGUGCAUGAAACCUGAAAGUGCGAAAACUAGAGGCUAAACAAGCUCCCCUCGCUGACAAUGAGGCAGGUAGCGGUUUCGGGUCUUUGGCUCUCUGUCAGUGUAGAUUUGCCCUGGUUUGAUUCGCUCUGUCUGGUCUGUUAAGGAAGAUGAUCUAUUGAAUCCUCCGAGAAUUAUUAAAAUGAUUGCACAAAGGAACCAAAGGUUUCCGAUGUGUAUUAUCUGCGGCGUUAAGAUAUCAGUGCCAAGAUCUGCCCUGAUAAUUACAGACUAUGGAAGAAAAAGACUUUUCUAGGAACAAUCAUUUCUACUAUUUCAGAAACUAAAGCAGUGUUAUAAUUUCACGACGCACCAACUCACACCGGGAAAAUAUUUACUCAGGUUUUGAGGGUUUCACUGUUCUGUGUUUGGGUGAUCUUUUUAUUAAGUUUAUAUAAUUUUAUUCUGUCUGUUCCCAUAUUAAAUGUCAUUAAAGGUCGCCACCUCUCCAUGUGCAGACAGGCAGAGAGUUUAAGGGUAAAUAUUUUCCGGCUGAAAGUGAAGCCAAAAAUGUCAAGGAUCUGUCACUUUUACAGAGUGAUUCUGCACAGAGCUGUCUUGCGUUGUUAAUCCCGCUGCCAUUCGUAUAAAUAAAUAUGCUCUCCAUGAGGAGGCGCGACUGUACUUUGGCAGUUUAUUCGAAGUGAGGAUGAACUGAGCGAAAGGAAUAAAAGGAGCCGCAGUGAUGAUGGACGUCGAGGUCAUUGUAGCCACACUGCGAAGUGGCACUACAGUCAUAUUGUUUCUUGCUCUGGCUGCAAAAUCUUUGAAGAAAUGCUUUCGGGUCCUCGUCGUGUGGGGAAAAAAAGACAAUGGCUAAGCGUAUCACGCCGCUGUGAGAUCUUGUUUCGUCUCGGCCAAAUGCAAAGCGAAUGGUGGGGUUGGCGAACCACGUCACAGAGCCGGGGAAGCAGGCCGGAAGCACUUCGGACUUACUCGUGAUAAUGAGGAACCCGUGGGGAAUUUUAACGGCAGUGAGAGUCGGGUUAUUACAAUAUAUUUGAUUAUGCUGAUGUGCUGAGAUACGAUUACCAACCUAGAUAACGGCAGUCUCCCAAUGGGCACCCUGCCUCCUUCAGAAUGUGGCAAUGGGCAAGGUACUUCCUUGAUUUAGCUGUGGCAGGGAUGCAUCUUUCAGAUCAGGGGGCUAAAGGUGUCCUCCCUCACAGCUCCUGUAUUAGGAAGUCAAAAUUAAUACAUAAAUUACAUAUGCUUUGUUUUUGAGUGUCUCUGUUAGCAAAUAAGGCUUUAUUUUCAGUCUCCAUGGUAGCAACUAUUAUUAUCUCCUGUUUUAUUCAUCCCCCCUGUUCUCCCCAACAUCGUUAAGCAGUUCAGAAUCUAUGACCUGACUAUGUAUUGAGGAAAGGCUUGUACCCAGUUCUGUCACGAUCUGUUCAUUAUGUUGUUAGUUUAGGCUGUGGUCAGUGCUGCUCAUUGGCAGAUGAUGGGUUAACCCCGUCAGUUCGGGGUCCUCCUUUGGUUUGCUGUCUUCAUGAAUCAGUGCGUUUCUCACACUCUGCAGGGAAUACGCAUCUGGGUAAACCACAAAGACCUCCUACUUGCGCCUGGUCUUAUUUGAUCAUCGUAUUCUUUUCUCCCUCCCAAAAGAUACGUCACCCCGAGGCAACAUUUUUACCAAAUUAUACUGCUGGAUAUUAAUUCUCUCCAUUCAGUUGUCAGGUAUUUUUCGGGAGUUCAAUAGAAGACCUUAUCUUGGAAUUUCAACCCGCAGGCAUCAGGAAAGGUCUUGCAUUAACAUAGAUUGGGCAGCAUAGUAGUUCUCACCUCCAGAGUUAGGGGCUUGAGUUUUGAGUCCCACCUCUGUUCUGUGUUUGGUGUUUCCAUCUAAGGCACUUUGCAUCUGUAAAUUGCCUGUAGUCCGUAAAUGUGUGCAUGUGCCGCAAUGGGCUGAAGGUCACAGCUUCAAGUCCGGCCUCAGCAUGUCUGUGGGUCUGUGGGCCCUUGAGCGAGGCCUUUGAUGUCCAGCUCCCUGAGCGCUGCAACAGGUGGCUGCCCUUCACAGCCAAGCUUGUUCUCAUGGCAAGCAAAAUGGGGGGGGGGAGUAAAAAGAGGAUUUCCCUACAAGGAUCGACAAUAAUUAAUAUUAUUAUUCUUAAUGCAUGAAUUGAUUGACAUAGAUCGCCAGAUUCUUUUCUUUUCAAUAUUUGACACUGUUAUUUAUAUAUAUAUAUAUAUAUAAAAAAAAAUCAUGUACAUGUUAUUAUUGUCAUUAGCAUUGUUAUCAUUACUAUAAACCCUUAGGCUAAGAGAGGAUUGCAUGUCAGAGGUAAUUUUGAUCCUAUCAGUCAGGCCUAAUGUGCACUGUCACCGAAGCCUGACUCCUGCUAAUAUUUCCGAAAUUCUAUUGGCAAAGAUUGGGUUAUGUUUUAGACAUGGUAAUUAGGCCAUCUGUUUGUCUGCGAACACGAAAAUAACAAAUGAAAUCCGCCAAAGCAAGAAGCAGCGAUCCCACUGACGGAGGAGCAGGGACUGACGCCAGCGAGUCGGGAACACGGCAGUAAGGUGGCAGCUGAAAAAGCAGGGAGAGGCCCGGUGCAAUGUAUGGUGGUGGGGGCUAAAGGGCUGACACCCUCCAGCCCCCCAGCCCCCCAGCACCAACAUAGAAAAAGUCGUCUGCACCACGCAGACCGGCAAGGGCGUGAGUGCUCGCGACCUCCCCGCACGCACCUCUCCAGGCUGUCCACUUAGCGCGCCGGACGAGCUCCUUCUCCGCCACUGAGUGAAGACAUCAAUCUGACUUCCUGCACUCAGCCUCGGCGUUAGAGAACUCGAUUACCUCCCAGAUGGCAUCCUGGGAGAUGCGGCAGCCCGGGCGGUCGCCGUGAGCGAUGACAACAGCGCCGGUGAUGAUGGAUUGGCACCAAACUGCUAAUGUGAUCAAAACAAAUACUCCCUACUGCUUCCAUUCAUUUACCAGCCGUGUAUUUGGUGAAAAUAAAAAAAGGCAGGUUAAUUAAAUAGCCUUUAAUUCA